AUGCGACAUGCUCCAGUAGUUAUUAGUGUUCCUAGUGGCGUUCCAACAAUUAUACAACCGGAAGACGAGAAUGACCUCAGUAUUGUUGCAUCCUACGAUCGUCGUGGUCGUCACAUAUAUACUGGAAACUCGAAAGGCAAAGUUUGUAUAUAUGACACAAAAGAUUUUCAUUUGAUUAGUUCAUUUAAAUCGACAUCAGCAGCAAAUGCUGCAAUUAAAUCUAUAGAGUUCGCAAGACGUGGAGAAUACUUCUUGCUCAACUGUGCUGAUCGAGUUAUUCGUGUGUACAAUUGUGAAGAUGCACUGAAUGCAAACAAUGCAGAUCCGGAACCGAUUAAAAAAUUAAAAGAUCUUGUCACUGGGAGUCAUUGGAGAAAAUGCUGUUUCUCUGGUGAUGGUGAAUACAUUUGUGCUGGAUCAAUGAAACAGCAUUCAAUUUAUUUAUGGGAACGUGCUAGUGGAACAUUAGUGAAAAUUUUACAUGGUCAAAAAGGCGAAACCUUAUUAGACGUUGUUUGGCAUCCCCUCAGACCAAUUAUUGUUUCAAUCUCGAAUUCAGUGACUAAAGAACAAGUAUCUAUAUGGGCACAAACACAAGUGCAAAAUUGGUCAGCGUUUGCUCCAGAUUUUAAGGAACUGGAUGAAAAUGUGGAAUAUGAAGAACGUGAAUCAGAAUUCGAUGUUGAAGAUGAAGAUAAACAGAUUGAAGAAAACAAGAAUAAUGAUGAUCAAGAGGAUGUUGAGAUUGAUAUAGAAACUAUGGAACCUGUGCAAGCUUUGCUGAGCAGCGAUGAAGAUGAAGAGUGUCAAGAUAUUCUCAUGUAUUUGUCUAUUUCGCCGGAAGUUGAUAAUCCAGAUGAUUUAUCUGGUGGAGAGGAAUCUGUAAGCACACAGAAUUCUGAACGUCCAACGGGUGUUGGCAAUAGAAAACGUCCUGAUUCUGCAUCGAUUCGAUCUACUGAACCGUCAACGAAACACUCUAAAUCUUCUGAUCCAUCUCAUUCUAUUCCGACAGUUUCAGUUCACCUACCUGGCGCACAAACUGAUGAAGUUCAUCCACUUGUCAGUAGUCGUAAACCAUCAGUGAAAUCAUUGUCAGGCAGUCAUGAUUCAUCUGCGAAACCUGGUCAUCAGUCAGCUUUAUCCAAUUCAGCAUCCUAUGGAUUGAGUAAUUCACGUAAAGGUACAACACGUCAACGUGAUCGCGUUAAAUCACGAAAAUGA
Molecule: messenger RNA, 1224 nt
Organism: Heterobilharzia americana
Lineage: Eukaryota; Metazoa; Platyhelminthes; Trematoda; Strigeidida; Schistosomatidae
Source: the annotation of a GenBank genome assembly